Molecule: messenger RNA, 2860 nt
Organism: Anguilla rostrata (American eel)
Lineage: Eukaryota; Metazoa; Chordata; Actinopteri; Anguilliformes; Anguillidae
Gene: mpp1
Product: MAGUK p55 scaffold protein 1
Exons: 12
Coding region: 441-1847 (468 amino acids)
Cellular component (GO): plasma membrane; cell-cell junction
Molecular function (GO): signaling receptor binding
Source: RefSeq, a predicted model, not a curated record
GGAGAGCUGUUUCCGGACAUGAAUGAGCUUUACUGGUGUGCGGCGUUUCCAGUGCUUCACGUAAAACACAACCCGGGAUAGACAGGAACAGAAGUAGCUGCUCCCAGCCCACUGGACCGUGUCCACUCCCGUCGCAGUAGCGCUGUGCCCCCCGCUUUCCGGAGCCUUGGUAGCUUCCCCCAGCUUUGUCAGCAGCACGUAACUGUUCUAAGGAAGCUGCGGUAACCCGACCGCCUCCAUCAUAUAAAUGUCUAUUUGCUUUGUCAGUUGUGUGCCAGCAGCGCAACCUCUGAUCUGAUCCGAACUUAGGACUUUUACCCGAGGCCGGCCUUUAUCAGACGCCCGCGGCUCCUUAUCGGCCCUUUUCCAUCGCCGCGACGCCUGGCCAGCCUCCUACGGAGCUUGAGCAAGGGCACCCCUGUUUUGCUGUAGCAGUUAGGAUGACAUUAAAAUCUAAUAAAAACGAACCGGCGGUGGUGUUCGAGCGGGUCAACAGCGCCCGAACGGCACUCUCCGACCUGUACCUGGAACAACUGCUGCAAAACAAACCGAAGUCGGAGAAGGUGAGCAUGCAGACCUACGAGGCCAAGGGGGAGGAGGUGUACACCAACGGCAGCACCAAGAUCAGCAACGGCCAGGAGCUGGCCAAGAUACGCGAGGUGGCCUUUGAAAAGUCUCCCUCUGAACCCAUGGGGGUGACGCUUAAAUUAAACGAGAAGCAGAGGUGCACAGUGGCCAGAAUCCUGCACGGAGGCAUGGUACACCGACAAGGGUCGCUGCACGAAGGGGACGAGAUCGCGGAGAUCAACGGGAAGAGUGUGGCCAACCACACCGUGGACCAGCUGCAGAAGAUCCUGGCAAACACAGACGGGGUUGUGACCAUGAAGAUCAUCCCCAAACAGCAAAUCCGCUCUCUCGUCUGUGAGAUGUACAUGAGGGCUCAGUUUGACUACGAGCCCACCAAGGAUGACCUCAUUCCGUGCAAGGAGGCGGGGCUUAAGUUCAAAACGGGCGACAUCAUUCAGAUCAUCAACAAGCAGGACCCGAACUGGUGGCAGGGAAGGGUGGACAGCUCCGCUGCCGACUACGCCGGCCUCAUUCCCUCCCCCGAGUUACAGGAAUGGCGUGUGGCCAGCAAACCCAGGUCCUCCUCCACAGGCAGCCAGUCCUGCAGCCCUUUUGGAAAGAAGAAGAAAUGCAAAGACAAGUACCUGGCCAAGCACAGCUCCAUUUUUGACCAGUUGGAUGUGAUUUCCUAUGAAGAAGUGGUGCAGCUUCCCGCCUUCAACAGAAAAACUCUGGUUCUGAUUGGUGCCCCGGGGGUCGGAAGGAGCCACAUCAAAAGCACCCUGCUGACAAAAUACCCCGAGAAGUUUGCCUAUCCCACGCCACACACGACGAGGCCUCAGAAGAAGGAGGAGGAGGAUGGAAAGGACUACUUCUUCAUCUCCAAUGAGGUCAUGACCAAGUGCAUCACGGAAAACCAGCUGCUGGAGUACGGCAGCUUCGGGGGCAACAUGUUCGGCACCAAACUAGAAACCAUCUGGAAGAUCCACGAGCAGGGGAAGAUGGCCCUGCUGGACGUGGAGCCACAGACUCUGAAGAUCAUCCGGACGGCAGAGUUUGCGCCCCUUGUGGUGUUCAUCGCCCCCACUGACACGGCAACUCAGUCCGAGUCCCUUCUCUCCAUCCAGAGGGAGUCAGACGCCAUUCUCGCCACUUACGGGCACCACUUCGACUUGAUCCUGGUGAACAACGACGUGGAUGAGACAGUGAAGGGUCUGGAAGAAGCCAUCGAGCGCGUGACCUCCACCCCGCAGUGGGUCCCCGUGUCCUGGGUCUACUGACCGCCCCACUCAAAGCCCCCGUGUGCUGGGUCUACUGACCGCCCCACUCAAAGCCCCCGUGUGCUGGGUCUACUGACCGCCCCACUCAAAGCCCCCGUGUCCUGGGUCUACUGACCGCCCCACUCAAAGCCCCCGUGUCCUGGGUCUACUGACCGCCCCACUCAAAGCCCCCGUGUGCUGGGUCUACUGACCGCCCCACACAAAGCUCCCGUGUCUUGGGUCUACUGACCACCCCACUCAAAGCCCCCGUGUCCUGGGUCUACUGACCGCCCCACUCAAAGCCCCCGUGUCCUGGGUCUACUGACCAUCCCGGCUGGUGCAAUAUCUCUCUCCCGCCCCCCCACGAGAACCACGAAUGUGCAAACUGAUCUCCUGGGCGGCAGCCCUUCAUGUUAACAUGUAAACGUCACUGAGGAGUUUGGCACCUUAAACCCCUGGGAUCACACAGAAGCAAUACCCAGGCCAUUAUUCCAUUUCAGAUAUGCAUACUCCAUGUGUGAACUCAACAGCACGCUAGUAAAUACUAGUCCAGCUAAGACAAAAUGUUCUCGCAAUGUUGCUGGAGUAUUUUGUGAAUGCUGUACAACAUUGCCUCUGCAUGGCAGCAACAUUGAGAGAACGUUGUGCGUUUGCUGGCUGUUGAGCUGAGAGCUUUAAGUGUUGAUUAAUUUCAUCCACAUUAUUAUACAGAUCUGUUUCCCACUAAGUAAAGGCAUGAUUGUUUCUAUCUGAGCAAUGCAAAGAGGACCACUACUGUGAAAUUAAUAAUCGUACGACAGGGAUUCAUCACGUUCCUUUGCCUCCGUGAAGGAAAACGCCAUAACAUCCACUGUAAAUAAGAAUUUGAUCAAAUGAUCUGAGAAUACAGGGGACAAUGUAUGUCAACUAACCACACAUUGUUUUAAUGAUCUGGUUUUCAUCGAUCUAAAAUCAACUCAAACAGUAACAAAACAUACCUCAUGUCUGAAUGCAAGGCACUUUUAGACUUUAUUAAAAAGCUCCCUUAACCUGAA